UGUUGGUAGUGGGAUGCGGACUACUCCAAGGAAAACUCCCACGCCUCAGAAUUUCUCCUGUGCUCACACACGCACAGACACACACAAACUUCCAGAAGACACACAGACAGGAGCCGUCAAGACUUCGGACAAGCUGUCAGAGCUCCGAAAUGUCGCUCCUCAUCCACAUUUGGACCACUCUGGCGUUGCUGUGGUGCCCCGCCUGGACGCAGGCACCCGACUUAUCAGACGGGUGCACGGAAGGAAGCUGCUACCCGGCCACAGGUAACCUACUGAUCGGUCGGGCUCACAAGCUCAACGCCUCGUCCACCUGCGGCCUCGGCGGAGGCGAAACUUUCUGCAUCGUGGGACACUUGGAGGAGGAGACCAACUGCUUUGUGUGCGACUCCAGGCACCCGUACGACAAGGACGUCAACCCGCUGAGCCACACCAUCGAGCACGUGGUCACCACCUUCGGCCCCAACCGCCUCAAGACGUGGUGGCAGUCGCAAAACGGUGUGGAGAACGUGACCAUCAAGCUGGACCUGGAAGCCGAGUUCCAUUUCACGCAUCUCAUCAUGACUUUUAAGACGUUCCGGCCGGCCGCCAUGGUGAUCGAGCGUUCCAUGGACUUUGGGACGACGUGGCAGGUGUACCGCUACUUUGCCUACGAUUGCCGCUCGGCGUUCCCCGGCGUGUCCCCGGGGCCCAUGCUUAAGGUGGACGACAUCAUCUGCGACUCGCACUACUCCGACAUCGAACCCUCCACCGAGGGAGAGGUGAUCUUCCGGGUGCUGGACCCCGCCUUUGAGAUUGAGGACCCGUACAGCUUGAGGAUUCAGAACAUGCUGAAGAUCACCAACCUGCGUGUCAACUUCCUGAAGCUGCACACGCUGGGAGACAACCUGCUGGACAAGCGCGAGGAGGUGACACAGAAGUACUACUACGCCCUCUACGACAUGGUGGUCCGGGGAAACUGCUUCUGCUACGGACACGCCUCCGAAUGCGCCCCCAUCGAGGGAGCCCCCACUGGGGCCGAGGGAAUGGUUCACGGGCGUUGCGUGUGCACCCACAACACCGAGGGCCUGAACUGCCAGCGAUGCCGGGACUUCCAUCACGACCUCCCCUGGAGGCCCGCCGAGGGCCGCAACGCGCACGCUUGCAAGAGGUGCGAGUGCAACCGCCACUCGGGUUCCUGCCACUUCGACAUGGCCGUCUACACGACGACGGGUAACGUCAGCGGUGGAGUGUGCGACGACUGCCAGCACAACACGGUGGGGCGCCAGUGCGAGCAGUGCGCCCCCUUCUUCUAUCAGCACCCCAACCGGGACCUGCGGGACCCCAACGUCUGCGAGCCUUGUAACUGUGACCCGGUGGGAUCCCUGGAAGGAGGGCUUUGUGACGCCAGGACCGACGUGGGGGCCGGACUCAUCUCGGGCCAGUGUCGCUGCAAAGCCCACGUUGAGGGGAUCCGCUGCGACCACUGCAGACGCGGACACUACGGACUGGGAAAGGGACCGGACGGAUGCCUGGCCUGUUCCUGCAGCCCCCUGGGAACGCUGCCGGGAAGCGACUCCUGCGACCCCGAUUCAGGAAGGUGCUUCUGCAAGCGGCUGGUCACCGGACACGAAUGCGACCAGUGUCCGCCACAACACUGGGGUCUAUCCAAUGACAUGGAUGGAUGUAGACCAUGUGACUGCGACAAGGGCGGGGCCCUCAACAACAACUGCGACCCGGUGUCCGGACAGUGCGAAUGCAGGGAGCACAUGUUCGGCCGGCGCUGCAACCAACUGGAGUCCGGUUACUACUUCAUCGCUUUGGACCAUUACACCUACGAAGCCGAAGAGGCCAUACUCGGACCCGGUGCGACGACGGUCCAUCGACCGUACCCUCUGGAUCGCACCCCCACGUGGACCGGGAUGGGGUUUGCCAACGUACCAGAGGGAGCCUCUUUAGAGUUUAUCAUAGACGACAUCCCGGACUCCAUGGACUACGAUGUUCUCAUCCGCUACGAGCCGCAGCUUCCAGAGCAGUGGGAGCAGGUGGACUUCCGAGUCCAGCGUGCCGUUUUCAACCCUCCCGACUACUCCGCCCACUGCGGCGGUUCCAUCGGCGACGGCGACGAGCAGUACGUCUCCCUGCCGCCCGGCUCGAGACACGUGUUAUUGCCCACCUCCGUUUGUUUCGAGAAGGGACAGAACCACACCGUCCACCUCGGCCUGCCGCUCUACUCGUCCUACAGCGACACGCAGAACCCCUACACCCUCGUCGAUUCUCUGGUACUGAUGCCUCGUGUCCGGGAGCUGGAAAUAUUCCUGGGCGCAGAGGGCGAAGUAGCGUGGGACACGUUCCAGCGCUACCGUUGCUUGGAAAGCAGCCAGAGCGUGGUCAAGAGCCCAAUGACGGACAUCUGCAACGAAUACAUUUUCAGCGUCUCGGCGUUGCUGCACAAAGGGGCCAUGCCGUGCCAGUGUGACCCGCAAGGUUCCGUCAGCUCCGUGUGCGAACCCCACGGAGGCCAAUGUCAAUGCCGACCCAAAGUGGUCGGGAGGAACUGCGACCACUGCGCCCCUGACACCUUCCUCUUCAGUCCGUCCGGAUGCAGGCUCUGCGAAUGCGACCCUCGAGGCGCCAUCGGCGCACUUUGCCACCAAUCCACCGGCCAGUGCACGUGUGUUCCCGGCGCCACGGGGCGCCAAUGCGCUCACUGUCUACCGGGAUUUUGGGGCUUCCCUCAUUGCAGACCGUGCCAAUGUAACGGCCACAGCGAAGUCUGCCACCCCGAGACGGGGGAGUGCCAAGGCUGCCGAGACCUAACCGCCGGGCACUACUGCGAGAGAUGUCUGGACGGUUACCACGGUGACCCUGAGCUGGGAUCCGACAGCCACUGUCGACCCUGUCUGUGCCCCGACGGCCCUGGUUCGGCACGUCAGUUUGCCGACAGCUGCUACGUAGAAGCCGAUACAAACGCGCUGGUGUGCGUGUGCAGCUCCGGCUACAGAGGUGCCGCCAUUCGGGACAUCCGUGUUUGUGUCAUUCGCUUCGUCCGCAAUUCCCUCUUUUGGCUUCCUUCAGGUGCCAGGUGCGACGAGUGUGCCCCAGGUCACUUCGGUAACCCGCUGCUGCCCGCCGGGCGUUGCUUGGCGUGCCAGUGCAACGGAAACAUCAACACGCAAGACCCCGGCUCCUGCGACGUCCGCACGGGCUCGUGUCUUAAGUGUCUGUACCACACGGACGGCUACGCCUGCCAGCACUGCAAAAGCGGCUACUACGGCAAUGCCGCCGCUCAAAGCUGCAGAAAGUGCAUGUGCCGGCCGACGGGCACGGCGCCGCACGCAUGUUCCUCGCCGGAUGAGUGCCAGUGCGACCAGCACAGUGGGCAAUGCGCCUGCCUGCCCAACGUGGUGGGCCAGAACUGCGAGCGCUGCGCGGAGGACACGUGGAACAUGGCGAGCGGGACGGGCUGCCAGGCGUGCGACUGCGACCCGCUCCAUUCAUUUGGGUCUUCUUGUGAUGAGGUGACGGGACGGUGCUCGUGUAAACCCGGUUUUGGCGGCAGGACGUGUCGGGAAUGCAGGGAGCUCUUCUGGGGGGAUCCGGAAGUCAAAUGUCACGCCUGCGACUGCGACAGCCGCGGGAUUUCCAGCCAGCAGUGUGACCGCGUGACCGGACACUGCACGUGCGUGGAGAGCGUGGCGGGCCCUCGUUGUGACAAAUGCGCCAGGGGUUACCAAGGAGAGUUCCCGGACUGCCAGCCUUGUCAUCAGUGCUUUGCCACCUGGGACGGGGUGGUCGAGGAGCUGAGCAACCAAACGCGGCGACUGGAGGCGAAGGUGGCCGAGCUUCAGACUAGCGGCGUAACAGCGCCGUACAAAGACUUGGUGAGCAGCCUGGAAAGCAACAUCAAGGCAAUCAAGGAGAUUGUGGAGACCAACCCUGCGGCGAUGAAGCUGGAAGAGAUCCAGGACCUGAUGCACCAGAUUACUGGGGUCAUGUCCUACGUGGACGGGAAGCUCAACACAUCAGAGGAGACCUUAAAUGUCCUCCAAAGUGACGCCAACGUCACCGACACCAACUUGGAUGAGCUGACGGAGCGGGCAAACGGGUUGGAGCGCCGUGUUCAGGAGCUCAGGCAGCAGGUGUAUGAUGCCAAGAAUGCAAACUUCCAGGGUGCCAUGGACACCAUCUUAGAGGCAAAGGAGGAGUCGCUGAGAGCGGAAAUCCGAGUCAAUGCCUCCAGCAGCGAUCGCGGGAGCUCCGUGGAGCAGUCGGCGGCGCUUCGGAAAGUCACCGAGGAGAAGCUGAGUGGAAGUCACAAGGACUUUGAUCGCAAGCACCAGCGAAACACUCAGAAGCUGGACAAGCUCAAGAGCGAUCUGGAGAAACUGGAUCUGGCACCUCUCAGCGAGAAGAUGUGCGGCGGUUCGGCCGAAGGCGACGAGUGCGCCGGAUCUCCUUGCGGCGGCUUGGGCUGCGGGGAUGGCGGCUCCCGGUGUGGCGGCCAAGGAUGCGGAGGCCUCGUCGUCACCUCCGGAAAUGCUCUCAAGUCAGCCAAGGAGCUGGACGAAGAAAUCCUGGCAGCCAUGCGAGAGGUGAACCAGCUCUCCAGGAUGGUGUGGGAGGCGAGCAAUCGAGCGAGGGAGGCCAAAGUCAACGCUCAGCAGGUGCUGAUCAAAUCCAACCAGAGCAAAGAGCGAGUGGAGCAGAGCAACCAGCAACUGCGCGGCCUCAUUAAAGACAUACGAGACCUUCUCACCAACGACAAGGCCAACGCAUCCGUCAUCGAGGCGGUCGCCAACGAGGUCUUAGCCCUGGAGAUGCCCGCGUCCAGCGCGAAGCUGCAGGAGCUGACCAGGGAAAUCAAGGAGAAGGUCAACGCUUUGACCAACGUGGAGAGCAUCCUCAGCCAGAGUGCAAAUGACAUGAAAGCUGCGGAGAAGCUCUUGAAGCAGGCCGAGGCCGCCAACAAGGACGCGUCAGACCUGAAGGAGCGCUCGGAAACGGUGAAGAUGGCGCUGGAUGAAACCGAGCGUGCUCAGAACCUUGCCCUGGGUGCUAUCCGACUGGCCCGGAACAACACAGAGGGAACUCUGGACCUUCUACUUUCCGCGGAUACGGAGACGGCCGCGUCAGAGCAGCGUCUGAGCAAUACCACGGGGCGGCUGCUGCAGCUGGAGCUAGAGGUGGGCUUCCUACGGCAGAACGAGCUGGAGGUCAACAGCGUGGCGGAGACCGCCGAUCACGUCAGCCAACGCGCCGCGAAGGCGGCCGACGAGGCCCAGCAGGAGUUUGACGCAGAGGUGAAGGACAAACUGGAGCAGGUGGAGGACCUACUGGAGGACAAAGGGGAGUCGGUGCUGCAAGCGAGGAGACGAGCGGACGAGCUGCAGCAGGAGGCCAGGGACCUGCUGGCUCAGAGCAGCGUCAAGCUGAAGACACUACAAGAGCUGGAGAGUUCCUACGCGGACAACCAAGAAAUCCUCGAGGCGAAAGCCACGGAGGUGGCCGAGCUGGAGGAGGCCGCCCGCCGCAUCCUGGACGACAUCAGCCGCAAGGUGAUGCUCUUCAGCACCUGCCUGUGAGAGGAGCAGGCGCGAGUCGACAUCCCGUCCAUCGUGAGAAGGAAACCACUAGACGCCAAACGGACCUCAUUUGAGCAUCCACCACUUACACAAAGUUAGGGAGAUUGGACUUUGGGGUGACACUUGCUGUUCGUUCAAGUCCUGAAACACUGAACAUUCAAAUGAAGGUUUUUUUUUUAAAUCUAUUUUAGCUCAAAGUACAAUUUUGUGUACAAUAUUAGAUUACCGACCAAAUCUUUUUUGAAGUCUCCUCGACUAACUUUGUGGAAUCCUACUUAACCAAAAACAUGUAUUUUCUGUUCCAAGCAAAAUAAAAAGUAUACAUUUUUGCUCCUAAUCACAUUGUUGUCAUGAAAAUGUUGGGCUUGGCUUCCCCUUUGUUUUUGUUUAUAAAAUAAACUUUGAGCCACAACCA
Molecule: messenger RNA, 5976 nt
Organism: Syngnathus typhle (broad-nosed pipefish)
Lineage: Eukaryota; Metazoa; Chordata; Actinopteri; Syngnathiformes; Syngnathidae
Product: laminin subunit beta-1-like
Exons: 32
Coding region: 150-5561 (1803 amino acids)
Biological process (GO): cell migration; substrate adhesion-dependent cell spreading; basement membrane assembly
Cellular component (GO): laminin trimer
Molecular function (GO): extracellular matrix structural constituent; integrin binding
Source: RefSeq, a predicted model, not a curated record